Molecule: messenger RNA, 1224 nt
Organism: Daphnia magna
Lineage: Eukaryota; Metazoa; Arthropoda; Branchiopoda; Diplostraca; Daphniidae
Gene: holn1
Product: CD2 antigen cytoplasmic tail-binding protein 2 homolog
Exons: 3
Coding region: 144-1196 (350 amino acids)
Cellular component (GO): U5 snRNP
Molecular function (GO): protein binding
Source: RefSeq, a predicted model, not a curated record
CCUGCAUUGUCGUCUGCUAGCUACCAUAAACAAUUAUACGAGGUUGUGAAGGUAUAAUUUGAACUAUCUUUGGAUUAAACUCUAAGUGAAAAAGUGUUGCCCAAACCAUAUUUCUUAAGACACAAGGUAUUUUAUUGAACAAAAUGCCGAAAAGAAAACACGGAGAGCUAGAAGAAGAUUCUCUAGAAACGGGAAAUGUUGACCAAGGUGAUUUUUCUGACGGAGAUGACAGCGGUGACGAGAACGAUGCCGAAAACGUUGACAAAUACGAAAUGAUGAAGGAGGAUGACAUAGAAGGACAAGAGGACCCCACACAAGAAUUUGAUGGAGAAGUUCAAAUCACACCAUUUAACAUGAAGGAAGAAAUGGAAGAAGGACACUUUGAUAAAGAAGGCACUUAUAUUUUUGGCAAGCGAGAGAAAGAUGAAGUGAAAGACCACUGGUUAGACAAUAUUGAUUGGGUAAAAGUGAAUUCUCAAUCAGCUUCCAACAAAAUCCCAUCAGAUGAAGAGAGCAUGGACACAAAUGAUUACUUGAAGAAGUUUGAUCCUAUUCCUGCAUACAAAGAAAUGCUUACCAUUCUUUUACCUGGUGAAACUGUGAUCAAGGCUUUAAAACGACUGGGAGGUGGUAAAGUUCAGACAGCAUCCGAGCGAUGGAAAAAGAAGAAAAAACAACCAGAUGAAGAAGACAACAAAGAAAGUGCAUUAAAAAAGGAAUCUAUAGCAAAAUUAACUGAGCUUGCUAAUAUGAUCCUUUCCGAAAUGGGGAAUAUGGAUAUUUAUCAAGAAACAUUUGAAGGAAUACAUUACAAAUUAAAAAAAAUAGAAGAGUCUGCAUCGAAACCGAAUAACGAUCUCGAUAUGUUUGGAGACAUGUUUGACGAGAAGAAUAAAGAAAGCGAUGAUUCUGACAAACAUAAAUCAGCUGAGGGGGAACCUAUAACUAAGAAGGUUCGAUUCGAUGAAGGCGAAAGUCAAGCUACAAUCAACGAAGUACAAACCUCAGAAACCGUACAGUGGGAAUUUAAGUGGAAACAAGAGGAUGACUCUGAAGUACAUGGACCACAUAGUACAGCCGAGAUGCUUGAUUGGGUAAACCAGGGAUACUUUGAAUCGGGUGUAUGGGUACGCCGUGUUGGGCAACAAGGAGAUUUCUAUACUUCGCGACGAAUCGAUUUUGAUCUGUAUCUUUGAUCCACCUAAUAAAUUUCCUUCAGUUGUA